Messenger RNA from Loa loa (African eye worm), 1050 nucleotides. RefSeq lists its product as hypothetical. Gene Ontology annotation, molecular function: palmitoyl-(protein) hydrolase activity. Lineage: Eukaryota; Metazoa; Nematoda; Chromadorea; Rhabditida; Onchocercidae. Gene Ontology annotation, biological process: protein depalmitoylation. Gene Ontology annotation, cellular component: plasma membrane; endosome membrane. The record is from RefSeq and is a predicted model, not a curated record. Bases 1 to 1050 code for a protein of 349 amino acids. The transcript has 8 exons.
AUGGAGGAAGAUGAAAUGACAACAUGGAAAAGACUACUUCAUUCAUUCAUGUGGACAAUUAAAGUGUGCUAUAUCCUUUGUCCACCAAUACCAAGUUUAUUGAUUCGAAAAGCUGCUUUUCAUCCACCAAAACACUGUCAUUACUAUUUUCUAAUUGGUGGAAAGGCAGGAAAGCGCCAAUAUUUUCGCGAUGCAAAAAGCGCUCGAGAAAGUACAAAUUUAACCAUUUGCUUGCCUCAUUUAUUGCUACCAAAAUUCAAAAAUUCGGAUGUUGCUGAUCAACUGUUACGAAUUGAGGUACAUUUAAUAGCAUCAGCUAAUGGCGAUACUCUGGUGGCUCUAUAUGUCCGAUGUGAGAAAUCCUAUCAGUGCAAGAAAUCAGCACCCUAUGUGAUACUUUUCGCUCAGCCAAACAGUUCAGAUGUUGGAUCAUGCAUGCUUACCGAUCCCAACUUGGUUGAUAUAGCAGAUUUCUUGCAGUGUGAUCUAAUGGCAUUUGAUUACAGUGGUUUUGGGUUGAGCACCGGAACCCCAACAGAAAAAAUUGUUUAUGAGAAUAUGGAAACCGUUUAUCAGUAUUUAAUUAAAGAAAUGAGAACACAACCAAAUGAAGUAAUUCUAAUUGGAUUCAGUAUGGGCACGGCGGUUGCUAUUCAUUUGGCAUCACGUGAAAAAGUGGCGGGUUUGGUUCUAAUUGCCCCUUUCACAUCACUAUUACGUGUUCUUAGACGGAAACCAGACUGUAAAAAGACUUGUUGUUUGGAUCAGUUCUCAAGCAUUGAUAAAGUAUCAAAGGUACCUUGUCGUACAUUAAUCUGUCACGGAGUUAAGGAUUUGAUCGUUUCUAUCAAUCACAGUGUUGUAUUACAAAGCCUACUCCCUAACGCUACCAAACCCUUUUACCUUGAUAAAGCUACUCAUCAGGGCAUAUAUUGUGAACGAGAAAUGUGGGAUCGCGUGCAACAGUUUUUAUUCCAUGAACUUGGCAAUAGCAGAAAAUGGAAUGAACCGGUGAAAACGAAAAGAAUAUUUGUUGAUUAUAGCUUUUAA